Messenger RNA from Heterobilharzia americana, 423 nucleotides. NCBI's taxonomy places the organism in Eukaryota, Metazoa, Platyhelminthes, Trematoda, Strigeidida, Schistosomatidae. The record is from the annotation of a GenBank genome assembly.
AUGUGCAUAGCUCAGAAUAUAGAAACAAAAGGGGGAAGCUGCUUACAUGAUCAUAUCAGAAAUUUUCUAGUGUGUAGAAUAGCGCUAAAACCUAAGUAUUGGGUGCAGUCUUCCGUGAACAAUUUAAUCGAUUGUUUGUUGUGUACGUUGAGGUUUGUUUCAUCAAGGUCAGUACAUUUGUUAGAUUCCACGCGGCCAGAUGCCUCGACAAGUGGACAACAUAAAGGAGUUCCUUCGAAUGACACAGAGAGCGGACGCCAAAUAUCAAAGAAAAUAAAGACAAUGUCAAGUUCAAAAUUCGUUGCAGUCGGUUUUUAUAUACACUUGUGGUCGUUGAAAAAGAAAAAGUUGGAAAGAUUAAGCGUUCACUUCCUCCAAAUCUCACUGUCAAAGAACUGUAAUAUGCUACUGAACAAUAAAUAA